AUGACAGUGGUCUUCAUCACGGAGGAUACUGAAAAAGCGAUAGUGGUUCAAGAGGAAUAUGCUUACAAGGGAAGUCUUUGGAGACGCGGCUUUCAAACGGUCUAUGAAUUCGGUUAUAUCAACGCAUGUCUCAACGAUGGAAGUCCCGAUGCUCCAGCACCGACAAUGAGCAAUUUCCGAUUGUUUGGCGGAGCCAUCGUCCUGAAGAAAAUAUCUGAUAACACCUCGUCAUACCUCAUCAAACGUGUUCAACUGAACCAGAAAUUUGACGACGAGUGGUUGAAGAAACAGACAGAGGACUACGCAAAGGAGUGGUCCGUACUGAAGAAACACCAGAAGAGAGGAGAAGAAAGCAAGGUUUGCAAACCACGUGGCCCAGACGGUGGAGUCAAGAAGAAGUUGAGAGUAUGGAACAUCUUGAGACACCUGACUGGAAUCUUUGCCCUUGCCAUCGGAGAUGAAUAG
Caenorhabditis remanei is the source of this 465-nucleotide messenger RNA. RefSeq lists its product as uncharacterized. NCBI's taxonomy places the organism in Eukaryota, Metazoa, Nematoda, Chromadorea, Rhabditida, Rhabditidae. The coding region runs from base 1 to 465 and encodes 154 amino acids. The record is from RefSeq and is a predicted model, not a curated record. The transcript has 4 exons.